Molecule: messenger RNA, 4597 nt
Organism: Anopheles merus
Lineage: Eukaryota; Metazoa; Arthropoda; Insecta; Diptera; Culicidae
Gene: pAbp
Product: polyadenylate-binding protein
Exons: 5
Coding region: 985-2916 (643 amino acids)
Cellular component (GO): ribonucleoprotein complex
Molecular function (GO): RNA binding
Source: RefSeq, a predicted model, not a curated record
GGUUUGCCGCAGUCCGCUGCAGUGGUUCGGCAUUCGUUUUUCGGUUUUUUUGGAAGCAAGACGUGGAUCGUGCAUUUUGUGUGUGCCUUGAAAACAGAAAUUCCAACCCCGGAAGUAGGAGACGCGUGGACCCAAAAAAAAGCGAAAAAAAAAACAUCAACUAGGAACACCUAAUUAAAUUUCACCGCCCCAAAAGCGCGUACCACCAACCAACAGCGUGUGCGUGUGUGAUCCGUAGGAGGAAAGGCCAUUCCCUGUCUGCGUGUCCCAUCGUGGUGUGUUCCCUUCAUGCAUUCGUUUCAUGCGCCGUUUGAAACGAAUGUGUGAAGGAAUAUCCACCGAAAUCGUUGCUGCAAAAAGGGGAGAGACUUUGAGGUGGAAAAGAAAAACGCGAACGUUCCCGUGUGUGUGGAAUUUUCCGCUACGAAAUUAGACCGGGUGUUGGAGGGAAGAAGAGAAUCAUAUUGCCAACAGUGCGAGUGUGCGAGUGUGUGUGCAGUGCGAACAAACGAAGUCGUGCGUGAGAAAUUGAAAGAAAGAAAAAAUUCGACCGUCGACGUCAGCGCUCAGCCCUCUGCCCCCGCUAUUCCGCACCCUGCUACUACGGCGAACCAUUCUCAGCGUCUCGGCAUUUGGAAGCAAGAAGGAAAAGAAGUUCCGUGUGGUUGACAACGCGCGGUGCAUCAAAAAAGCGAAACGUAGCAGCAACAACGUGUCCACCAACACCAACAAACACAGUGUGAGUGCGCGUACUUCGUGAUUGGAAUAUUUUUUUCGAAUCGAAUCCCUUCUGUGUGGAUUUCCGGCGGUCUGUUCGGUGGUCAUCGAACGAGAGCAACCCACGUGCCCCGUGAACGCGUCGCGCGUGUGUGUGUGUGUUUGUGUGCGCACGCCGAAUAAGUCGAGUGAAAGUCUCUGAACGCAGAUAUAGGGAAAAACGUCCCGCAGUAGGAAAAGCAGUAACUAACAGCAGCAGCACACAAGAUGAAUCCCGGCGCACCGAACUACCAGAUGGCCUCGCUGUACGUGGGCGACCUGCACUCGGACAUUACCGAGGCGACGCUGUUCGAGAAGUUCUCGUCGGCCGGCCCGGUCCUGUCGAUUCGCGUCUGCCGCGACCUGAUCACACGCCGCUCCCUCGGCUACGCGUACGUCAACUUCCAGCAGCCCGCCGAUGCCGAGCGUGCACUGGAUACGAUGAACUUCGACCCGAUCAAGGGCCGCCCGAUCCGCAUCAUGUGGUCGCAGCGUGACCCGUCGCUGCGCAAGUCCGGCGUCGGCAACGUGUUCAUCAAGAACCUGGACAAAAAGAUCGACAACAAGGCGAUGUACGACACGUUCUCCGCGUUCGGCAACAUCCUGAGCUGCAAGGUGGCGCAGGACGAGAAGGGCCAGAGCAAGGGGUACGGGUUCGUGCACUUCGAGACGGAGGAGUCGGCCAACACCUCGAUCGAGAAGGUCAACGGCAUGCUGCUGAACGAGAAGAAGGUGUACGUCGGCCGCUUCAUCUCGCGCAAGGAGCGCGAGAAGGAGCUCGGCGAGAAGGCGAAGCUGUUCACGAACGUGUACGUGAAGAACUUCGGCGAGGAUCUGACCGAGGAGGCGCUGCGCGACAUGUUCGAAAAGUUCGGCCCGAUCACGAGCCACCGCGUGAUGACGAAGGACGGCAAGAGCCGCGGCUUCGGCUUCGUCGCGUUCGAGAAGCCGGAGGACGCGGAGGAGGCGGUGCAGAAGCUGAACGGCAAGGAGCUGAGCGACGGCAAGGUGCUGUACGUGGGCCGCGCCCAGAAGAAGAACGAGCGCCAGAUGGAGCUGAAGCGCCGGUUCGAGCAGCUGAAGAUGGAGCGCCUGACGCGCUACCACGGCGUCAAUCUGUACGUGAAGAACCUGGACGACACGAUCGACGACGAGCGGCUGCGCAAGGAGUUCGCCCCGUACGGUACGAUCACGUCCGCCAAGGUGAUGCUGGACGAGGGCCGCUCGAAGGGCUUCGGCUUUGUGUGCUUCUCCGCGCCGGACGAGGCGACCAAGGCGGUGACGGAAAUGAACGGCCGCAUCGUCGGCAGCAAGCCGCUGUACGUCGCGCUCGCCCAGCGCAAGGAGGAGCGCAAGUCGCACCUGGCCAGCCAGUACAUCCAGCGCGUGAACAGCCUGCGCAUGCAGCACAUCGGCCAGGUGUACCAGCAGAGCGGCAGCUACUUCAUGCCGACCAUCGCCCAGCCGCAGCGCUUCUACGGGCCGCAGGUGGCGCCGGUGCGCACCGCGCCCCGCUGGUCCGCCAACGCCCAGAUGCGCCCGAACGCGGGCAACCAGAACGUGGCGGCCAAUGCACCGGCCGGCGGCUACCCGGCCAUGACGGCGGCCCACGUCGCCAACAACCAGUACCGCCAGGCGGGUAACGUGCGCGGCGCCAACCAGCAGGCCCCGAACGCCCAGUCGGCCCAGGCCAACUCGGCCGCCAUGCGCAAUGCGGCGCGCCCGAUCACCGGCCAGCAGACCGCGGCCAACAUGCAGACGCGCCCGGUUGCGCCGCAGCUGGCCGCCGGGCAGGCCCGCACGCCCAACUACAAGUUCACGCAGUCCAUGCGCAAUCCGCAGGUGCCGCAGCCGGUGCCGAUCCCAGCUCAACCCGUUGCUCAGCAGGCUGUCAUCGUUAAAGGUCAAGAACCGCUUACCACCAGCAUGCUGGCUGCUGCUCAGCCGGCUGAACAGAAGCAGAUGCUUGGCGAGCGGCUGUUCCCGCUGAUCGAGCUCAUGUAUCCGAAUCUUGCCGGCAAAAUCACGGGCAUGUUGCUCGAGAUCGACAACUCGGAGCUGCUGCACAUGCUGGAGCAUAAGGAGUCGCUCAACGCGAAGGCUGAGGAGGCUGUGGCUGUGCUGCAGGCUCACCAGAAGUCUUCGGCCCAAACCAACUAAGCGACGAACCCUUCGCCUAGCAGCAGCAGCAGCAGUGCAGACGUCGUCCCCCUCGCUCGCGGCUCAGUUGGACACGGAACCACCUAAAGAAGAACCACCUUCUCUUCAUGAUUAUUCAGUGUGUGCGUUCGUUUUGGCGAGGCGUUUAAAAUCAAUCCAACAUUGCCGCGCACCCCCUCAGAUGUAUGUACGAUGAUGGAAGAUGUCACAUGCCGCGGGUGGAUGUUAGGUAAAUUCAAUUAAACGAACCCCAUUUGCACUAUAUAUUCACGGUUGCGGGAUUGUGUGUGUAAUAUUCUUGCGUGUUUUCUGUAGGGGAGGGCAAUUGAUGGGCACGAAGGACGAACUCGCAAAAGAUACAUGAGUGUGGUGGGGUUUUGUGUUCACCUGAAUGAGGGUGGGGAGAUGGCGCUCGGUUAAAUUUUUUUUUUUCAUUAUUCAUACUAUAAUAUUGAAUAUGUCAUUUACUCGUAAACUGCGCUAAAACGAUUUCCCAGCUUUUUAUGCGGAGCACUUUGCGCACACGCUGCAAAACUUCUUAUUAUGAGAUAAUAUAAUCUAUCAAAUAUAUUAUGCAAAAAUAUAUGUAUGAAGUAUAUAUAUAUAUACGAAAAAAUCUACAAAAAAAUGGAAAACAAAUUAUAAAAAUCGUAACUGAUGAAAAAGGUAACUGAAAAAAGAUUGCAAAAUAGAAAUGAAAUCAUCAUCCUCUUGACACAAAGGAGAAGAAAAAGAAGAAAACAACAAAUGAGAGAUGGGUGGUGGUCGAGAAAUGUAGGAGAAGAGAAAACAGCAAAAAAAGCGACACAAGAGCAAGCACAGUAGCAAAAGAGAAAAACAGAAAAUUGAGGAAAAAAACAGUAAACAACAGAAAAAAAUGUCUACAAAGAUUGAAAGAGAAGAGAGUACCUUCAAUAAUUGAACCAUGAAAACAAAACUUUGUCAGGACAAGUGAAAUGUGCUAAAAGUAACUUGCAGAAAAACUUUUUGAAACAACAAGGAAACUACUACAAAUGCGCGAAGCAGUAGAAAGUAUGGAAAUUAAACUAUUCUGUCUCUGCCAAGGCGCAUAUGUUGUGUGAAGAUUAUUGCAAAAGUUUAUGAAAAACAAUUCUGAACUUUUUUGUGAGAAAAAAAAACACAGCAGUACAGUUUAGUCGCGUGUACUGUAGGGUAGUAGUAGUAGUAUCCGACCAACUAGCGAGAAGAGGAGGUUACAAAAAGAAGAAAACACAAACGCAAAAAAUGUGAGCCAAACACAAGCAUACGAUUGGGAAUGUUCUUAUGCAACAGCAACAGCAGCAAAACAAAAAAAGAAGCGAUCCUUAUUUCAAAGAGAUACAACGGAACAACCGAUGCGACAGUCUUUAAAAUGAUGUAAACGAGAAAUAAACAAGCAAAAAAUUGAAAAAUAACAAAAAAAGUGAAAACAAACAUAUAUAAAAACAAAAAAGAGAAAAACUUACGUGUGGAAGACGCGGAUAGAGAGAAAGAGAGAAGAGGACGAAGAAGAGUGGUGUGUGGUGGUAAACACGCGAUGAGGAUGACACGCGUGAGGAGAGGGAGGAGGGAGUAGGAGUUGGGUUGAAAGCGAAUGAUAGAAGCAAGAAACUAGGGAACUACAGCCAGACGGAAGAAAUGCAACAAUUAGGCACGAGAAAAUGGGAUAAAAAUAACAAUA